GCAGUCCUCUUCCGCCAGGUAUUCGUUUGGUUGCACGUACGCGGACGCCGGAGACUUCAGGAUGCGUCACUACGCCGUCACACUCCUGCCACUUCUACUAAUGAGCACGUGCGGAGCGCAGCAGCUCCUGAAACUGGAAGAAUGCAAAGCUUCCGCAAAAGAAAGUAUUCCUGGCUUCAAGAACAUCACCCUUUCUCCUUGUGACAAGGAUCCGUGCGUGAUCAACAAAGGCGAGAAAUACAACGUCACCUUCUACGCGGAAGCGACUGACGAUGCAGACUACCUGAUGGUGUCGGAUUCGGAGCAGCAGCAAACCGAUACGAUCAACAUCCAGUCCGCGCGCUCGAUAAGCUGCUACUACAUCGAUGUUCCCUGUAACGUGACCAAGGGAGAGGUGUUCCGAGGUUCGGUGACUCUCCGAAUACUUGGCGCAUUCGCUCCGGGCAACCUCACCUACAAGCUUGGAGUAGGCCACGGCAAGAGAACUUUCGCAUGCGGAGUCUCCAAUCUGAUCGUGGAGUGACCAUGCUGAAGACAAGUUUCUCUUCAAAUAAAUAAAAAAAAAACGUGAAAUGACUUGGCCACAGUUACAGGAGGAGGCUGCUGCCCGAUUCUUUUUGUCUCAGGACGAUGCUUACGCCACUGCUUUCCUCCAUCAUGACGCGACGGCGGAAUCGACCAGAGACCAUCGCUUGAUACUAACGCUUGAUCGCCUUUAACAUCGCUUUUAAAUCCAGCCAGCUAUCGAAAAUUUUGAUACUGCAAAUUUAAUAAAGCAUGUGUGCACUCGCUUAUGAACGCUCACUUGAUGUGGCAAUGUCUGAAGAAAUAAACAUAGCAAAAUUUUAUUUACG
This is a messenger RNA of Rhipicephalus microplus (southern cattle tick), 854 nucleotides long. RefSeq lists its product as uncharacterized. NCBI's taxonomy places the organism in Eukaryota, Metazoa, Arthropoda, Arachnida, Ixodida, Ixodidae. The record is from RefSeq and is a predicted model, not a curated record.